This is a messenger RNA of Oreochromis aureus, 2884 nucleotides long. Its product is annotated as zinc finger protein RFP-like. Gene Ontology annotation, molecular function: zinc ion binding; protein binding. The record is from RefSeq and is a predicted model, not a curated record. The transcript is spliced from 11 exons. NCBI's taxonomy places the organism in Eukaryota, Metazoa, Chordata, Actinopteri, Cichliformes, Cichlidae. The coding region runs from base 405 to 2114 and encodes 569 amino acids.
CCUCUAAUAUGUGACUGAGUCGGGGUGUUCUGUUUAUUCUUCUCUCAAAGAUAAGAUGGAGCUCUACAAAACCGGUUUGGCUUCCUGAAAAUCUUUCUGCAACUCGCAGCUGAUAAGCUGAAGUUGCCACUUGUGACCUGACAAAGAAACGAAUCUCUGAUGCGCCUGCUCUCAGACGCCUCCAGCUCCUCUGCAUCGAUUUUCAAGAGUGGAGUCAGCAGCUGAAGCUGAAGAACCAGAAACACUAGACUGACUGCAAAACCUGCAAGAAUGAACUCAGGGAGGAGCUCGUGAAAAUAAUCUCAGCACAAACAAAGAGUGCCUGUGAGGAGUAUUUAAGUCUCUGUAGGCUGAAUGUGCACUACACAGUACAAGCUGCAUCUGUGAGGAUCGGGGCUCCCAGCAUGUCCACCCAAACAGUGACAAACAUGGCCUCGGUACCAUUGGAGAAUCAGUUCCGGUGCUGCAUCUGCCUGGACACCUACACCGAUCCCGUCUCCAUCCCGUGUGGACACAACUUCUGCCUGGAUUGCAUCGAAGGCUACUGGGACACGAAGGACAGGUCGGAGUGUCCGCUUUGCAAAGAGACGUUCAAAGAGCGACCGGAGCUGAGGAUCAACCGAGCUUUUUCCGACAUGAUUGAAUUCUUCAAAAGGUCUCUGUCGCCCACACUGAUGCAAGGGGAGGACGUCGAGCCGGCACACCAGCUAUGUGACCGUGAAGACGUUCCCUGUGACGUCUGCCACGGGAACAAGGCGCCGUCGGUGAAGUCGUGUCUGGUGUGUCAGGCGUCUUACUGUGAGAUUCACCUCGUGCCUCACCAGAGAGAUCCAGCGCUGCAGAGACACCGUCUCACAGAUCCGGCCAUCUUCAACACCAGCCACCUGUGCAGAAAGCACAACAAGCCCCUGACGAUGUUCUGCAAACAGGAUCACACACCUGUGUGCUCCAAAUGCACAGAGGGCGACCACGAGCACCACAAGAUUGUCCCCAUGGAGAAGGAGAGCAGGAGGGUGAAGAUGAAUCUGAGGGAGACAAAGUCCGACAUCCAACAGAUGAUCCAGGCCAGGCUGAAAAAAAUGGAAGACAUCAAAAGUUCAGUGGAUCUAAGCAAAAGGGCCACAGAGAGAGAGAUCCAGAGCAGUUCUCAGGUCUGCAGCACGCUGAUAACCGCCAUCGAGAGGCAGCAGGCCAAGCUCGCCAAGGAUCUCGAGGAGAGGCAGCUGGAAGCCGAGAGGAAAGCUGAGGAGCUGCUCGAAGAGCUGGAGAAGGAAAUCCACGAACUGCAGACGAGGAGCAGCGAGCUGCAGCACCUGGAGCUCACGCGGAGCUCGCUCCACCUCCUACAGAGUUUCCCGUCUCUGAGCAGGCUCCCGGCCACCAGAGAGUGGUCAGAGGUGGCAGUGCACUCCGAUAACUCCGCGGGGAUGGUCAGGAGAGCCGUUUCUAUGCUGGGGGACAUGUGCCAGGAAGUUGCAAACAAACUCUCAGCAGAGGAAGUGGACAAGAUAAGUGCAUAUGCAGUCAAUGUGACCCUGGAUCCUGAGACGGCUUCAGGCUGGCUGGUCCUGUCCCCAAAUAAAAAGAAGGUGAGCCUCGCCAGCCAGAAGAAGAAGACUCCUCUCCCAGACAGUCCCCAGCGGUUUGACUCCUGCGUCUGCAUUUUGGGGAAACAAAGCUUCACAUCUGGAAGACGCUACUGGGUAGUUCAGGUUGGGGAUAAAACAGACUGGGAUCUUGGUGUGGCCCAGGAGUCCAUCAACAGGAAAGGUGCCAUCACAGUUCGCCCUGAAAAUGGUUACUGGGCCAUCUGCCGGCGAAAAGGUGGCAGUCUGAGCGCCUGCGCCGGACCCUCGAUCACCCUCAACCUUCACGAAAUCCCCAAGAAAGUCAGCAUAUUCCUGGACUAUGAGGAAGGGUCGGUGUCCUUCUAUGACGCAGAGGCAAAGACUCACAUUUAUACUUACAGCGGGUGCAGCUUCAGUGAGCCUCUCUACCCGUAUUUCAACCCCUGUGUUCAAAACAACGGGAGAAACGUGGCCCCGCUGGUUAUCUGUCCUCUUGAGGGAGGUGUCAGGGAAGAACAGGACACAGGCAUCGAUUUAACUGUAUGAUGUGAUGCUAAGUAAUAUUUUAGUUCUUAUUCUGAACCAUUUUUGGGUUAAACAAGUGCUUCCCCUAGAUGAUUAAAAUGGUUGUUCCUACAGAAACCACAUAUCACAUGUCUGCAUUAGCAGGCAGUCCAGCUGGAAGAGGCACUAACACUGUAGUUUGAGUCUCACGCAGGAGUUUUUGUUCCACAGGUGAUGUGGACAGUGUGCACAAUGUUAUUAAGCAACCCUGCCACUGGCUAAGAUAGCAAGUUACUUCUGUUUGAGUGUGCAAACCCUAGCAUGCAAAAACCUGUACACCCUGUAAGAUGGGAGUAAGUUUUGCUCUCUCUGUCAUGAAGUGUGUGCAAAGCGGGUUUUUAACUUUUAUUAUUCAAAUCUUUAAAAUACUACUAGACUAUUAUUUACUAUACUUGAGAUGCAAACGUUGAAACUGAAAAUAAAUUCUAGUUUUUUGAAAAAAAAAGAAGAAAAACAAAGAAAACUCAAAUAUAUGAAGCGUUUUUGUGUCCUGUUAUUUUGAAGGAAGCUGGUCUGUUGUAUAUUUUAAUGUGAGGUCUAAAUAAGCUGCACCUCACCAUUAUAUUCAUUCACACGCAUCAGGCUUCACAUAGAGGAGAAAUCCAGCUUUAAUGUUUGAACAUUAAGGCCUUAAAUUAGUAUUUGUGUAUUUUUUUCAGACUCUGGGAAUAUGUUCUAUGUCAUCAGACAGAUUUGUCAGAAUAUAGGUUUUCAUUUUUGGUUUGUUCUAAGGCAUAAAACUUUUAAAACUC